Messenger RNA from Apodemus sylvaticus (European woodmouse), 555 nucleotides. It is a transcript of the gene Ifnb1, whose product is annotated as interferon beta 1. The transcript has a single exon. Gene Ontology annotation, molecular function: type I interferon receptor binding; cytokine activity. Gene Ontology annotation, biological process: adaptive immune response; cytokine-mediated signaling pathway; humoral immune response. Gene Ontology annotation, cellular component: extracellular region. NCBI's taxonomy places the organism in Eukaryota, Metazoa, Chordata, Mammalia, Rodentia, Muridae. The record is from RefSeq and is a predicted model, not a curated record. Bases 1 to 555 code for a protein of 184 amino acids.
AUGACCAACAGGUGGAUCCUCUACGCUGCGUUCCUGCUGUACUUCUCCACCACAGCCCUCUCCAUCAACUAUGAGCAGCUCCAGUCUCGACAGAGGACGAGCAUUCGGACUUGUCAGGAGCUCCUGGAGCAGCUGAAUAUAAAGAUCAACCUCAGCUACAGGACGAACUUCAAGAUCCCUAUGGAGAUGAUGCACCCAUCACAGAUGGAGAAGAGUUACACUGCUUUUGUCAGCAAAGUGAUGGUCCAGAAUGUCUUUCUUCUCUUCAGAAACAAUUACUCCAGCACUGGGUGGAAUGAGAUUAUUGUUGACCGCCUCUUGAAUGAACUAAACCGGCAGACAGAGUUUCUGAAGACAAUACUAGAGGAAAAGCAAGAGGAAAUAUUGACUUGGGAGACAUCCCCAACUAUUCUACGCUUGAAGAACUAUUACUGGAAGGUUCAAAGGUACCUUAAAAACAUGAAGUACAACAGCUAUGCCUGGGCAGUGGUCCGAGCAGAAAUCUCCAGAAACUUUCUCAUCAUUCUAACACUUACUAGAAACUUCCAGAACUGA